AUGCAGUCGCUGCCCCGCCGGCAGCGCGGCGCCCAGUUCCUGUGCGUGCCCUGCCCGCCCGCCCUCCGCGACAUGUCGCUGGUGGCCGAGGCCUUCGUGACUCAGCUGGCCGCCGCGGAGCCUUGGCCUGAAAAUGCUGCAUUGUAUCAGCAGCUGAAGGAGGACCAAAUUUUGCUUUCUGAUAAUGCAUCUUCCCUUGCUGUUCAGGCCUUUUUGCAAAUGUGCAAUCUGCCAAUCCGGGUGAUUUGCAGGGCAAACGCUGAGUACAUGUCCCCAUCUGGCAAAGUACCCUUUAUUCAUGUGGGAAAUCAAGUAGUAUCUGAACUUGGGCCCAUAGUCCAGUUUGUAAAAGCCAAGGGCCAUUCUCUCAGUGAUGGGUUGGAUGAAGUCCAGAAAGCUGAGAUGAAAGCCUACAUGGAAUUGGUCAAUAACAUGCUCUUGACAGCAGAGCUCUAUCUCCAGUGGUGUGAUGAUGUUACAGUAGAGGAGAUUACUCACCCCAGGUAUGGCUCCCCUUAUCCAUGGCCUCUUAACCGCAUUUUGUCCUAUCAGAAGCAGUGGGAGGUUAGGAGGAAGAUGAAAGCCAUCGGAUGGGCUGGAAAGACACUUGAACAGGUGCUUGAAGAUGUAGAUCAGUGCUGUCAUGCUCUCUCCCAGAGAUUAGGAACACAACCAUAUUUCUUCAAUAAGCAACCAACUGAAUUAGAUGCUCUGGUGUUUGGACAUCUGUUCACAAUCCUUACUACUCAGCUAAUCACUGAUGAACUCUCUGAGAAAGUGAAGAACUACAGUAACCUCACCGCGUUUUGUCGGCGAAUAGAGCAGCAGUACUUUGAGGGUCAUGAGAGAGACAGCUCUGCAAUUGCAGCCCGAUCUUCCAAGAGGUCCCUGCUGAGAUAAGCAUGGUGCUUGGGGUGGAUCAGGGUGCAGCUUUGGGUUUGUCAUUGCUCUACAAAUGGAUUUUGAGAAUGGAAGCUGCCAAGUCAUUCUGGAGCAAGGGAAAAUGUUCAAUACAGUUUUUUGUGUUGUAGAAUUCACUGUGCACAUUUAAGCUGAAAUGUCUGUACGAGCGUUUCCAUUUUAAUAGCCCGUAUGCCACUGACUGUGAAGUGACCUUGCAAAAAUAUUGUAUCUGUUUCAAAAAAAUAAAGCACUGAAAGUUGA
Serinus canaria (Common canary) is the source of this 1164-nucleotide messenger RNA. RefSeq names its product metaxin 2 (gene MTX2). Gene Ontology annotation, biological process: mitochondrion organization. The record is from RefSeq and is a predicted model, not a curated record. Gene Ontology annotation, cellular component: SAM complex. NCBI's taxonomy places the organism in Eukaryota, Metazoa, Chordata, Aves, Passeriformes, Fringillidae.